Messenger RNA from Alternaria triticimaculans, 534 nucleotides. RefSeq lists its product as uncharacterized. The transcript has 3 exons. The record is from RefSeq and is a predicted model, not a curated record. Bases 1 to 534 code for a protein of 177 amino acids. Lineage: Eukaryota; Fungi; Ascomycota; Dothideomycetes; Pleosporales; Pleosporaceae.
AUGCGCUUCUCCAUUAUCGCCGCUGCCGCUGCAUUGAGCUCUACAGCUCUGGCCCAAGGUCUUCUUGACCAGAUCCCGCAAUGUGCUCAAGCCUGCUUCGGUGGCAACUUAGGCAGCUGCGGUGCUACUGACAUUGCAUGCAUUUGCGAGAGCAAGAUUAUCGACGCUGUGUCUUGCUGUGUGUUCGCUACUUGCUCACAGUCGGAUAUCGCUGCGACCACUCAGUUCGGUGUCGAGAUUUGCAAACUUCAGAACAUCGACGUCAACACCCAACCCUCAUGCCCGUCUGGCAGCGCGACAGCAUCUGGCAGCGCAACACCGUCUGGUAGCGCGGCCCCGUCUGGCAGCGCGACCCCUUCUGCCGGCAACUCCUCUGUCACACAAGUGUCUGGCACCGCCUCCAUGACCCCUUCAGGAAGCGCCUCCGCCACUUCAGCAUCAGCGGCUGGCAACACUGGAGCAGCGCCCAUCCAGACUGCAGGCGCUGGAGUCGGUCUUGGACUUGCCAUGGUCGGACUGCUCGCUGCUUUGUAG